Messenger RNA from Umbelopsis ramanniana AG, 1891 nucleotides. RefSeq lists its product as uncharacterized. The record is from RefSeq and is a predicted model, not a curated record. NCBI's taxonomy places the organism in Eukaryota, Fungi, Mucoromycota, Umbelopsidomycetes, Umbelopsidales, Umbelopsidaceae. Gene Ontology annotation, molecular function: L-serine-phosphatidylethanolamine phosphatidyltransferase activity. Bases 198 to 1493 code for a protein of 431 amino acids. The transcript has 8 exons. Gene Ontology annotation, biological process: phosphatidylserine biosynthetic process.
UUCAUGACAGCUGGGGUUUAAUUUUUUUUUUUCUUCUACCAGAGCGGGGUUAGGUGUAGAAUGGUCCAAUGGAACUCGUCACGUGCAGGACCACGUUGAGCCAAUACCAGCCAAAUUCCUGCCACACAUUUUGAAAUUGACAAUUGUUGUGUCUCGUGCUGUUGUUCUUCCUUCUCCCCCAACCUCAAUUGUACGUCAUGACUACUCCACAGGAUCCUUUCCUGGAGAGAUCAUAUACGUCGUCGUCGUCAAUAUAUGCUCAAUCCCCCGGUUCAGAACUGGAUACUCCAUUGCUGGAGAAGGACAUUCAGCAACUACAGCAACAACCAGAUCCAGCUAUUGAGGCUGUCCUUCGACCAAGAACCUUGACUGCCUUGACUGUUCUUUUGCUUUGCUUACUCUAUGUGGCUGUCACGCCAGAUAUUGAUUCAACUGAAACCAAUGUUAAACUUGGUAUCACAGCUGCUAUUGCUUGCUUUGUGUUUAUUGGAAUGCUUCAGUUCCGAGAUGGACCUUUUGUCCGUCCUCAUGUCGCGUUCUGGCGAGCUGUUCUUAGCUUGAGCGUAUUAUAUCAAAUGGCUCUGGUCUUUUUCUUGUUUUUGAACAAGCAUCAGGCCCGACAAAUGCUUAAGUUUGUAUAUCCAGAAUUAGGUGUACCACUUCCUGAUCGAUCUUACGCUGAAGGUUGUGAGUUGACCAUGGAUAAUUUGAAGAAUCAAAUCGAUAUUUUUGUCUUGGCCCAUGUUCUUGGCUGGUACGCCAAGGCACUUAUUCUUCGAGAUUAUUGGUUCUGUUGGAUAUUAUCCAUCAUGUUUGAAGUUAUGGAAUAUUCGUUACAGCACCAAUUGGCGAAUUUCGCUGAAUGCUGGUGGGAUCAUUGGAUCCUGGAUGUUUUGACCUGCAACUGGCUCGGUAUUUAUCUUGGCAUGAAGACAUGCGAGUAUUUCGAAGUCAAGCACUAUUCUUGGGCUGGCCACUUGCGACAUAUCAAGGGUAUCAAAGGAAAGGCCAAGCGGGCGGUUCAGCAGUUUACUCCUCAUGACUGGACUCGCUUCGAGUGGAAGACAACUAGCAGCUUUAAGCAUUGGAUGGCCGUCAUUGCACUUCUUGUUGUGUUUUUGCAAUGCGAACUCAACUGCUUCUAUCUGAAAUACCUCGUUUGGAUUCCUCCGGAGCACCCUCUACUCACCUAUAGAUUAAUUCUCAUAUUCUUCUUUGCUCUUCCAGCAACGAGAGAGGCAUACCAGUAUUUGGUAGACAAGAAUACCAAACGCUUUGGACCUCAUGCAUGGGUUAUUCUUGCAAAUAUUUUCACGGAGACGCUUAUAUGUAUCAAGUAUGGCCGUGGCGAAUUCCCUGAGCCUGCUCCUCUAUCAGUAGUGGUGUUCUGGAUCGUCUUCACUUCCUCCCUUGUUCUCUACACUGUUUGGAAAUUUUGGUGGCUACCCAAAACGAGAAAGCAGAAGGCGGGUGGUGCGAAGAAGGAUGAAUAAAACUAUGUUGGUAAUCUCGGAUCAUUAAAUUAGUCACAAUAAUCUCCAAAAUCUACGUAUAUUUUUAUUUUAGUUCUAUGAAAAUAGCAAGUUUGUCAUCGGAACGUGGUCUUGUGGAAAGCUAGGUUGUUUUUAUUUGAUAUUCGGUGCAAAAUCAUCAUAUCAGCCGAUAUGAAUAUUGUGUUGUCGAAUGAUCUGCCACACUGAUGAUUGAAUUCGCUAACAAGACAUGAGACAGACAAGAAAAGUCGUUAAGCUAGUCACCGAAUUCCGCAUGGAAAGAACUGCUCUCCUUCAUUUCUUCUGAGCGAGUGACAUCUACACAAAAACAGGGAGUAUUAUUAGAUCGGUCGGCAGUGAAGCGUUUUGGGCGCCUUCAUUCUUGGUACCCGAGUAUG